Drosophila grimshawi is the source of this 2142-nucleotide messenger RNA. Its product is annotated as solute carrier family 2, facilitated glucose transporter member 1. NCBI's taxonomy places the organism in Eukaryota, Metazoa, Arthropoda, Insecta, Diptera, Drosophilidae. Gene Ontology annotation, cellular component: membrane. The coding region runs from base 318 to 1835 and encodes 505 amino acids. The record is from RefSeq and is a predicted model, not a curated record. Gene Ontology annotation, molecular function: hexose transmembrane transporter activity. Gene Ontology annotation, biological process: monosaccharide transmembrane transport. The transcript is spliced from 7 exons.
AGUCGCAGACAGGUGGCGAGCGGCGCUGCUGGCUUUGGUUGCGUUUUUUUGAUUGUUUACUUGCCAUAUUGUCAAUAAAUUUGUUAAACAAAUUACGUAUUGCGGUUUUAUAUGUAUAUUUAAUGUUCGAUUCGUGCAUAAGUGGUAAUGUAUGUAUGUUGUUAUACAACACUAACAAGUAAAUGCAGAUGCCGGCUGCAUAGAAAGUGUCAUAAAACAGUUAAUUGUAUAAAAAAAAAGCGCACACGUGUUCAAAGCGCUCUCAUUUGAGGUGCAAUUUGAUUUGUUAAAAGAAAUUAAAGCGUGAGUCUAUAAAUAUGCCCGUCACUAAUGACACCGAGUCGGAACAUUUGAAUCCGCUAUUUAAGGUCGAAAGUGCGCCACAACAAACAGAAAUAAAUCAGAAACCGCCAUGGAGCAAACUGCUGCUGAUGGCUGCCUUUGCCACAACACUGGGCUCUGCAGUGCCCGCCGGCUACUGCAUAGGUGUCAUCAAUGCACCUUCUGAACUGAUGAAGGUGUGGUGCAAUCAAACGGUACAUGACAAAUAUGGCAGCACAUUGAGCACGAGCGGCUUAGACAUACUCUGGUCGUCGGUAGUUUCGAUUUUUCUCGUUGGCGGCGCUAUUGGAUCGCUAGGUGGCGCUGGUCUUGCAAAUAAAUAUGGCAGGAAGACCUGCCUGUUUAUCUGCGCCGCGCUAUUCGCUAUUGGCACUGUGCUCUUCAUCUUCUGCCGGGCAGCCCAGUCUGUGGAGAUGCUUCUGCUGGGUCGCCUGAUAGUGGGUCUGGCCUCGGGUCUGGUCACAGCCACGCUGCCCAUGUAUCUGGCGGAGUUGGCGCCACCUGCACAGCGUGGCACCUUGGGCGUCUUCUGUGGCGUUGGCGUCACCGGUGGCGUUGUUGUUGGUCAGGUGUUCAGUCUCGCCGACAUCUUUGGCACUGCUGAGCUGUGGCAUUAUGCUCUGAGUGCUUACAUAUUGUUCAUUGUUGUGUGCUAUUUGCCCUCGUAUCUGUUCCCGGAGAGUCCCAAGUUUCUCUAUGUGAUGAAGAGCGAUCCGGCGGCGGCUCGAGCGGUGCUGUUGCGAUUGCGUGGCUCGGAUGCCAACAAGCUGAUCGAUCAUGAAAUUGCUAUAAUGGAGACAGAAGCGAAUGAUGAUAUGCAAAGCAGCAGCUUUUCAGAUGUCCUACGCGAUUCACGCUUCCUGAUGCCGCUCAUCAUUGUCUGCUGCUUCCAGGGCGGCCAACAAUUGUCGGGCAUCAAUGCGAUAUUUUACUACUCGGUAUCUAUAUUCACAAAGGCCGGCUUCUCUGAAACUAACGCACAAUGGGCAAAUUUGGGUGCUGGCUGCCUAAAUUUGAGCGUCUCCCUGCUGGGUCCAUUGCUGAUGGCCACCUGCAAGCGUCGCAGUCUCAUGAUGCUAUCCAGCGCAAUCUGUGCCAUCUUUCUGUUCAGCAUUGCUUUUGUUUUGAACUACAUUGAAUCUGUUAGCUGGUUUCCUUGGGCAUGCAUUGUUUGUAUUAUGGGCUAUUUAUUCUUCUAUCAGUUUGGCCUCGGUCCCAUUCCCUACUUCAUUGGUUCAGAACUGUUUGAGGUGGCGCCACGCCCGGUGGCCAUGUCGAUGGGCAGUCUAUCGUCUUGGGUAUGCAAUUUCAUAAUUGGCAUGGCCUUUCCCAGUUUGCAGAACGUUUGGGGCGCCUUCGUCUUCCUACCCUUCUCGAUUACCUGUGUGCUGCUCUUCCUGCUAACGAAAUUCUAUCUCCCGGAAACGUUUGGGCGCGAUCCCUCCGAAGUGGCGCCACUGGUCUCGAAGGGUUUUCGCUCCAAGGUCAAAUAGGAAACGGAAAAUAUAGUUGUAAUUAGUUAAUUAUUAGGUUAGCAUUAAGCGAAAUGUUCAUAUUAAACAAUAUUGUAUUUACUCUAUAUAUAGUUGGUGAUUAUGCAGAACAAAGUGCCUGUCACGACAAUAAGCUCAAUCAAACAAAUUGUAAUGUACAACUAAUUGUAGUUUAAGAUCUAGUUUUCAAAUAAGUCACCCUGUAUGGGCUGGUACCACUUUUGUGUAAGGUGUUGGGAACUCUUAUCGCAGCACAAGUUCAAGUUAAUUGCCUUGAGAAAAUAGACUGUAGUUACUUUGCUAAUUA